UCGUGUAUAUAAAUUUGGUGGGACACACAAAUACUUUGCAUUCAACGGCAGAAUUUAUUUGAGAGUAAUUAAGUCUAAGACGAUUCGUAAAAUGAAAGUAUUCAGUUUCUUAAUAAUUUUAAUUGUUUCGAUAAUUCUGUCAUCAAAGAAUGAGUCUGAAGCAUUCGGAGGGAACAAUUGGUUUUGGGAUUGGAUAACAAAAAAAAAUAAUGAUAGAGAAACUACUACAGCUCCUUCUCCUGUUACAACUACAACUCCUUCUCCUGUCACAACUACAACUGUUUCAAUUACGGAAGAUGAAGAAAUGCAGGCAAUUACUAAUAUUUCAUACAGUAUUAAUCAAUUUGCCUUUGAAUUACAUAAGGCUAUGGCAAAAAAAACAGAUGGAAGUUUUAUCUCAUCGCCAUUAAGUGCAGCAAUGGUACUCAUGAUGGCAGCUUAUGGUGCACGUGAUGAAAAUGCCAAGAAAGUGAAUUCCUUGUUACAUUUCGAUACUAAUAAUAGGAUGUACAAAACAGGCAUAAAUUUAUUGAUUGAAAUGUUUAAUACAUUCGAUCCGAUAAGAUUUAAAAUAGGAAAUAAAAUAUACGCUGGAAAAAAUCAAGACACCAAAUCAGAUCUUAUAAGCUUAGUAAGUAAAAUUUUCGAAUCGUCAAUUGAAAAUGUUGAUUUUGGAAGUUCUAAAGAUACGAUGAAGAAAGUAAAUGAUUGGCGUGCAGAAAUAGAUCAUCAGCGUAUUAGAAAUGUUAUUGAGUCAGAUGAAAUUAGUAAAGAUACUGAACUUUUUUUUAUUAAUUCGUUAUAUUUUUCGGCAUUAUGGAAAUGUCCCUUUGAUGAAACAAUGACUGCACCAACUAAUUUUCUUAUGAAUAAUGGAGAAGUCAUAGUAAAACCGGUUAUGUCCACACUGCAGGGAGCAAAUUCUCAUCGUCUUCCUGAAUUAGAACGUGCUGCUAAUACAUUAGAAUUCAAGGGAGAUAUAAAUAAUGAUGACUUAAUGAAAUUCACUUUGAUUGACGAUAGUCGUAGUGUUAACAUUGAUGAUCUUGGACGCGAUUUACAUGCAUUACACCUCUUUGAUUUUAAAAAGAAUUCGGAUUCUUAUAUGGAAAUGCCAAAAUUCAGAAUUGAGAGUACAAUCAAUUUAGAGGAUAUGCUUAAUGAUUUAGAAAUAAUAACUGCAUUCGAAAAAAUCGCUAAAACCUCCAGUAUCUCAAAACAAGGUUCUGAACUAAAAAUGAACAGGGUAGCUCAAAAAUUGACAUUUGAAAUUAACGAAUUGGGUAUUGAAGCUGCAGUUCAUAGUGAAGCUUCUUUCGACAACGGAACAACAACAAAUAGUGAUCCGGAACCACUAGAACAAGUUCCAAUUUUUAUUGGUAACCCGUUCGUUUUCCUUAUUACAUAUAAUAACACCAUUCUUUUUACUGGACGUUUUAUUAAAAGUUAAUUUUUAAACAAUUUACAAAAUUUUUUCGAAAAAUUUUUGUUUUUCAUUUAAUAAUAUAUUAAUUAAUUAAAGAUUUAUUAUAAUUAUUAUUUAAUAAUUAUUUACAUCAAAAUA
Microplitis mediator is the source of this 1564-nucleotide messenger RNA. RefSeq names its product serpin B4-like. The transcript is spliced from 8 exons. The record is from RefSeq and is a predicted model, not a curated record. Gene Ontology annotation, molecular function: serine-type endopeptidase inhibitor activity. NCBI's taxonomy places the organism in Eukaryota, Metazoa, Arthropoda, Insecta, Hymenoptera, Braconidae. Bases 92 to 1450 code for a protein of 452 amino acids.